Messenger RNA from Cydia pomonella (codling moth), 2368 nucleotides. RefSeq names its product ras-related protein Rab-26-like. NCBI's taxonomy places the organism in Eukaryota, Metazoa, Arthropoda, Insecta, Lepidoptera, Tortricidae. The transcript has 4 exons. The record is from RefSeq and is a predicted model, not a curated record. The coding region runs from base 1986 to 2327 and encodes 113 amino acids.
CUGGUUGUGAAAAACUUUGUGUUUCACUCGGAGGCAGUUUGUUUAACCUUCGUGCCUUAAAGCCUUCGCAAUACUCAAGAUUCAACUUCACAAACCACUCGCUACGCACGUGGUUCAAUUUUGGAAUCUUUCGCUGGCUCGGGUAUCAAUAUCAGCACGAACGGUUACACAACAACGUUGACCCCUUGUAAAACAAAUAACUAUUACUUAACUGUAAGUUAUUUGUCCAAAGUGAAACAAACAUCCAUGCAAUAUUUUAUUUACCUAUGAUAUGUUCAAAAUUGGAUUUUGGUAUAUAAAAACACAGUUGAGACAAAAUUAUUGUAUAAGCUUUGUGCGAUUUGUGCGAAAAGCCUGACGAAGGAUCUAAAUUUCGUAAUCUGCCUCUUUUUUGAUGGCCAUAGGAGGGCCCCGCCUGAAGUCAGAGUUCAAGUGAACUUUCAUACUAUUUUGCAAUAUAUAUAUAUCGUCGUAUGUAUAUUUGUUUACCAUCGCUUCGUCUGCUUGGAACUUGAAACAGUUAUUGUAAGAUAAAUAAAAUGGAAAACAUAAUAUGAAUCUUAUAGCUCCAAAUAGCCUUGUUAUAAAAAACUGUUACCUACUCUACACAAUUGGUCAAUAAUUUUUCUAAAGUACACCUCAUCUCAUCCAUCAUGAUACUAACCUAACCUACCCUUCCCCAGGAAUCUAAGUCUACUACAGAGCACACAGUCGCUGUGGUCGAAUUCGGUCAGGAAAAUCAUCGUCAUAAAGACAACAUUCGGGAUGAAUAAAUAUUACUCCAAAUGAUUUUCAGUCAUCUUGGCUAAAGCGUUUGAUCAGGCCUGUGACUAAACUAUUUUGUCAACGCCUCCAUCUCACGGACUGCUAGAGGUUCAUGUCAUGAAUUAUGAAAUAGGAUAUACUUUCUCUCCCGCAGAGGCAUAAGGUGUCGGCUUACGUCCUUUGAUACCUAUGGAAGUGUCCUUCGUGGGCGAUCUCGUUGUGAACGCGAAUGCCUUUGGGCCGCCGCGCCGCAUCGCUUUGCAUCGCUAGUUAUUCGCUCACGUAAGCCACUGCGUAAGUGCCAUUAUAGUUGCCAUUUAUGUUUUACUUUACUAUAAGUAUGGCGUCUCCCAAGGCUCAGUGUUGUCCCCACCACUGUUUAUUCCAUAAGUAGAAAAAUAAGUUAACUUAGGGUGCUCACUGCAUACAUGGCUAUCCUUACUUAAAUAAAAAGUUGUGUGGGAGUAUGGUAAAACUUGUUAUAAAUUGGUUUGAAACUUAAUACUUCUUAAGCUUAAACCUUAUUAUUACACCACCUGUUUUCUGCCUCUACAUUUAAUCAAAUGUUUCUUUUGUAUCUUUUUAGUAAGGUGUGCCAACAAAGAGUAUUCUAUCUAUUCUAUCUUUCUAUCUAUAUAAUUAUAAAUUUCCGCAGGUUCGCUUAAAACGUAUUAUAAACAGGUUUUUAUGUAUGUAUGGAGGGAGCAGUCUAAGGUUUCUUAUUUCUCUAUGGACCUGACCUACGAUAAUAUCCUCAGACUAGUCUGAAACCUUUCCCCUCAUUCAAAUCGUGUUCUCACCCACACAACCAAAUCAUCACCCCUUACACAUUGACCUCUCCCGUCACUACAGCACACCAACGAAUUAUUUCUACAACACUGAACCCCACACACAGCGGCGGCACGCGCGCGAUUCUGGCCCCUAUAGCCUGGCUGUGCAAUGUGUCCUACAUUUACCGAUCAGUAAGAUAACCUCAAAUUUUGAGGAUUCGUCUCGGAAAGAUCAUGUUAUUUAACACGGAUUGAUUCACUGACGAUUUUGAUUGUUAUUAUUAAGUAUUUAGAGGUUAAUUUGGAGUGAUUUUAUUGUUUGUUAGUGGUUUUUUGGUGACAGUCUGACAGACAGUGACGAGUCGCGGGGAUGUGCGUGCGGAUUUUUUUGAGUGUUAAUGUGCUUGUGUCGUGAGUGAGGGUGUAAAUGAAAAUUCACUUGUGGCUGAAAUGAGCCAAACGGCGACAGACGACAGCAUGAGCGACGAUGUGUUCGAGGAGCCGACAUUGCGCGCGCCCGCGCAGCGCGGUACGCCCUCCCCUACUGGUUACCGCGACUACCAGCCCACAGACACGCCGAUCAAGACCGUUCAUGACGACGAUGUGCCUAUACACAAAACCAUACUUCUGGGCGACAGUGGCGUCGGCAAGACGUCGCUGCUGGUCCAGUUCGAAACCGGCAAGUUCCAGGCGGGGAACUUCUCGGCAACCGUCGGGAUUGGCUUCACGUUCAAGAGUAUAAGAAACUCUAAAUUAAGUGCAUCACAAGUUACUAAAAUGCCAGUGAAGUGAAGUGAAAACAAGCAAAAUUUUAGUGCCCCUAUCAUGACAAC